This is a messenger RNA of Oryza sativa Japonica Group (Japanese rice), 948 nucleotides long. RefSeq names its product mitochondrial import inner membrane translocase subunit TIM23-1. NCBI's taxonomy places the organism in Eukaryota, Viridiplantae, Streptophyta, Magnoliopsida, Poales, Poaceae. Gene Ontology annotation, molecular function: transmembrane protein transporter activity. The record is from RefSeq and is a predicted model, not a curated record. Gene Ontology annotation, biological process: protein import into mitochondrial matrix. Gene Ontology annotation, cellular component: mitochondrial inner membrane; TIM23 mitochondrial import inner membrane translocase complex.
UCGCACGGCUCCGCCCUCCCCCUUUUCUUCGGCGACACGGCGAAGGCGCAGACUGCAGAUCGGAGACCACUCCCCUCUCUUAAACCCCCGGCACACGGCGGCGGCAACCAAAACCGAUCGUCCAGAAACCCAGAAGGCACGCAGCGGCAGCAGCAGCCCACGGCAACCCUAGAUCAGCCAGCCAUGUCCCGCGCCGUUGACGCCCAGCAGGAGCCCACGGAAGGGCGCCGCUUCUACUCGCCGGAUCGCCCCGAGGGCCUCGCCUUCCCCACCUCGUACCGCGCGCUCUACGACCUGCCCACCUCGCCGGAGUGCCUCUUCGAGGAGGACAAGUUCCGGCAGACCCGCACCUGGGGCGAGAACCUCACGUUCUACACCGGCGUCAGCUACCUCGCCGGCGCCACGUCCGGCGCGCUCGUGGGCCUCCGCCGCGCCGCCGCCGAGGCCGAGCGCGGGGAGUCCGCCAAGCUGCGCAUCAACCGCGCCCUCAACCAGAGCGGCUCCGUCGGCCGCGCCUUCGGCAACCGGUUCGGCAUCGUCGCGAUGCUCUUCGCCGGGACCGAGAGCUUCGUCCGCGACCAGCGCGACGGCGCCGACGACUGGGUCAACACCGUCGCCGCGGGGGCCAGCGCCGGGGCGCUCUACCGCAUCGCGUCCGGCCCAAGGUCGAUGAUCGUCGCCGGCAUCCUCGGCGGAGUCCUGUCCGGCGCAGCUGUCGCGGGUAAGCCGAUGCUUCAGAGAUUCGCGCCGAAGCUAUCCGCCAGAUUGGAUUAUUUACGCUGAGUAAAAUUUCAGGCUGAAUUACUACUCAACAUGGUGUGCGCCUGGAGAAGUUUUUAUUCGUAGUAUCUAGCUAGCAACUCUGAUCUCAAUUAAUAGUUUGUAACUGUUCAUAUUUGGUGUCCUGCAAAUUAAUGGACAAAAAAAUGCUAAUCUUUUCGUUGAGAA